AUGUCGCCACUUGCUCUCGAGACGCCAUCAACCUACUCGUGCAACAACAAAUUACCCACUCGUCAACAUUGUCUUAAAGUCAAAAGCUUACUCAAGCUCAGCAAUGACAUUGAUAAGAACGAGCGAGCCAUGAUCUAUAUGCAAGGAGCUGAUCACAGCAUGCGUGAUGAUACCGAUGUGGAAUUGGAAUUUCGUCAAGAAAGCAACUUUUUCUACCUCACUGGGGUGGAUGAACCUGGAUUUCAUGUGAUGAUCGAUUUGCAGACCGACCUUGUGUACUUGAUCCCACCAACAAUCCCUGAUACUGAGACGGUUUGGAAAGGUGCACCUGAUAGCACAUCCGAGCUCCUGAAGAAGUAUGAUGUCGAUGUUGUUAUGGAAGAAAGCAAAUUUGUUACCUAUUUGGCUGAUACGCUAAAGCCAACGGUGAUUCACAUGCUCGAUAAUGCAAUCGAUGAAAAGCGGCAAGUAGAGCGACCCACAUUACUCGAAGGAAUCAAUUGUGAGAUAUCUACCAACACAAUGCGAGAAGCGUUAUAUGAAGCACGGCUCAUCAAAUUUCCAUGGGAGAUUGACCUUAUUCGGCAAGCAACCUAUAUUUCAUCUCAUGCCCAUAUGGCUUUAAUGCAGGCCACCAAAACAAGGCACACCACUGAAAAGCAAUUAGCUGCAUACUUUCGAUGGAUCACAGCUUGCUAUGGUUUGGAUCGGCAAGCCUAUAUUCCCAUUGUUGCAUCAGGACCUCGUGCUGCUACAUUGCAUUACACCAAGAACAACAUGCCUCUACCCGAGGAUGCAUUAGUGCUAGUAGAUGCAGGUGCUGAAUGCCAGUGCUACAGUAGCGAUGUGACCCGUACGUUUCCGGUAUCAGGUACUUUCUCGGCUGAAGCCAAAGUCAUCUACAACAUUGUGCUUGCCAUGCAGGAGGCUGUAUUGGAUCGUCUUGCACCGGGUGUGAUGUGGACAGAGAUGGAGGACCUGGCUAUUCAGGUACUGUGUAACAAGCUUACCGAAAUCGGCAUUUUGGUCGGUACCCAAGAAGAGCUUAUAGAGUCUGGUGUGCCUUAUGCCUUUUACUUUCAUAGUCUUGGUCAUUCAGUGGGGCUUAAUGUCCACGAUGUUGGCGGGCGUACUAUGUACCACGCAGACCACAAGUUGGAGUACUCACCCUUCCUUGUGGAUCGGCCCUUAGAGUCCAGCAUGGUGAUCACUGUUGAACCUGGUCUAUACUUUAAUGAUACCUACCUCAAAAUCUGGACCCAGUUUCCUGAAUACCAAAGGUUCUUCAACAUGGAUGUACUUGAGCGAUAUCGAUCAGUCGGUGGAAUUCGGAUCGAAGAUACAGUCGUUAUUACACCUGAUGGUCAUGAGAACCUUACACUAGCACCAAAGACUGUUGAAGCUAUUGAAGCACUCAUGUCAUCAAAAACCAAAAAGCCACUACAAAGCAACCCCACACUAUCCAUCCCAUCAUCCAAUAACCUAAUCUUUUCGUCUUUGCCCAAUGUUUUAUCUCUUUCAUAA
This is a messenger RNA of Lichtheimia ornata, 1524 nucleotides long. RefSeq lists its product as uncharacterized. The transcript has 6 exons. Gene Ontology annotation, molecular function: metalloaminopeptidase activity; manganese ion binding. Lineage: Eukaryota; Fungi; Mucoromycota; Mucoromycetes; Mucorales; Lichtheimiaceae. The record is from RefSeq and is a predicted model, not a curated record. The coding region runs from base 1 to 1524 and encodes 507 amino acids.